AUGCAUCGAGCUAGGGCGUCAACUGUAAAAGUAACACUGAAAGAGCCUAAAAGAAAGGAGAUGCAAAGGGCAACGCAAGGCGAAGAAGAAGUAGUAUCAAGGGGUUCUAAGUGCCAAGACUGUGGGAACCAAGCCAAGAAGGAAUGUUCAUACUCGAGGUGCAGAACUUGUUGCAAGAACAAAGGGUUUCACUGCCAAACCCAUAUCAAGAGUACAUGGACUCCUGUGGAUAAGAGACGCAACAAGGAGCAGCCACCACCAUCUCCACACAACUUUCACGGACAUAUUCCUCAAAAGCACAACCAGAUCAAUCCAUAUUCAGGUUUAGAGAGAAAAUUUCCGGCUGCUACGAAUUCUAUGGCUAUAUUUCGGUGCAUUCAGGUUCGGUCAAUGGAUGAUGCGGUUAAUGAAGUAGCGUAUCAAACAUCUGUGAAUAUUGGGGGGCAUGUAUUUAGUGGAAUACUAUAUGAUCAAGGCCCAGAACAAAGCUAUAAUAAUAAGGGUGAGAGUUCCACUAGCCUUGUUGAUCAGCAACAGAAUAAUAAUCUGGGUCUUAUGAAUAAUGCUUCAAUCCACAGUAGUAGGGAUAGUAGUGGUGUAACUAUAGCCUCUGCUGGUCACGGUGACCCUCUUUUUCCUCCACCACCGUAUCCGUUUCCCCUUGCUUCCUUCAGACCCGGUAUGCCAUAUUUCACAUAUCCAAGAUCUUAA
Molecule: messenger RNA, 711 nt
Organism: Sphenostylis stenocarpa
Lineage: Eukaryota; Viridiplantae; Streptophyta; Magnoliopsida; Fabales; Fabaceae
Source: the annotation of a GenBank genome assembly